Molecule: messenger RNA, 1032 nt
Organism: Paramuricea clavata
Lineage: Eukaryota; Metazoa; Cnidaria; Anthozoa; Malacalcyonacea; Plexauridae
Source: the annotation of a GenBank genome assembly
AUGUCCCCCGUUUCAAAGAAAUAUCGACAAAUGAAACCAGAGAACUUAAACGUUCUGGGACUGAAAAUGAAUCUUGAGAACUGGGAGAAAGUAUAUUCCGAAUGGGAUGUGGAUGACAAGGUCUCAGUCUUUAACUCUAUCGUCAUCUGUAUGCUUGAUGAAGCCAUACCCGUGAGAACAGUUCGCGCACACUGUACGGACAAACCGUGGAUGACCCCCAAUAUCAAAGCGUUGACAAAAGCAAGACAGAGAGCAUUUACGAAAGGGGAGACACCGAAGUAUAAAAGUUUACAUGCAAAAGUCACCAAGCUGAUAUCCAACGCUAAAGCUACGUACUACAAAUCCAAGGCUGAAGGCAGCCAUCAAUCCAAUCCCGCCAAAUGGUAUAAAACGAUUUACAAGCUAGCGGCAGCAACCGAAGAUCAACAAUCUCUGUCCUCGCCUGACCACGCUAACUUAGUGGAAAUCGCUGACAGACUACAAAGAAGUUUUAUUAAGCCUUGGCUAGAUAUUCAACCAGAUCCUCCCAGACUUCAAGCGGUAGAGCAUUUGCUCAAGGACAGCCACCCACCUCUACCAUCCAUUGGCCAAGCCAAAACCGUCCUAAAACACAUAAAUCCUAGGAAAGCUACUGGGUCGGAUAAUAUCCCUGCAUGGUAUCUUAAACGGUACGCAGAAGAAUUAGCACCAGUGGUCCACGAUAUUGUGGUUGCAAGCAUAGUUCAAUGCAAAUAUCCGUCACCAAAGAUCCGUCCACCCACAGACCUAGAUAGUGACUUCCGCCAAGUUUCCGUGCUACCACAACUAGCAAAAGUUAUCGAGAAGCUACAGUUCCAACUCAAUAAAUCCAGUUUCAAGAUCAAAACAAACCAGCACGCUUUUACGAGCGGUCACUCCAUCAUAUCUCAGAACUGGUUCGACUCAACGGACAACUCCUCAACCGGUAGACAAGGUGUCCACGCCCUAUUUGUUGAUUUCCGGAAGGCGUUUGAUCAUGGUCGACCACAAGAUCCUUCUGGACAAGCUUGCUGA